Messenger RNA from Rangifer tarandus platyrhynchus (Svalbard reindeer), 867 nucleotides. The record is from the annotation of a GenBank genome assembly. NCBI's taxonomy places the organism in Eukaryota, Metazoa, Chordata, Mammalia, Artiodactyla, Cervidae.
AUGACUCACAGGUAUGUCACUUGCACAAACAGUAAAACAAACAUUAUAUCUGGGUUCUAUUAUGUGUAUACGGCGGUGGCAGAAGGGCAGAAGAAAUGCAAAAUUUCCAUCCCAGAUCCCCGUUCCCAAAAGCAGAACAGCAAGUUUGCUGCACGGGGAGGUGACCACCCUCGUCGGGCAGCGCUGCCCGGGGCUACCGGCGAGUCUGCCUCCCCCACCGCCCCCCCCCCCCCCCGCCUCCGCCAGGCGGCCCGGCCCGCCCGUCCUCUCCACAACUCAGGGUCCUCGCCCCGUCCCCGAACGACUUUCUGCGUCCGGGAACUGAUUCCUGCUGCGGCCAGACUACACCGUCCCUGCACCCACAGUCCGCAGGGGCUCUCUGCAAGAGCCGGGAACAACAGCCCCGUGACCCAGGCGGUUUCGCGGGGGCAGGAACUAGAGCUCCCGGCCAGGCCAGGGGCGGCUACUCCCGGAGCAGACGAGCGCCCACCAGCCGUGACGUGCGCGCGGCGGGGCCGGGGACUCGGCAGGGCGCCGGCCGGCGGGUGGAGACGGACCCGGGAUCUGUCUGAGCAGGAAGCGAGCCGGAGACCGGUCGCCGCCACCGCCGCCCCGUCCCGGUGCCGGCGCUCGCCGUCGCUGUCUCCUCGCCCUCAUCAGCCCCGCACCCCACCCUCCAGCCUCACCGGCGACAGCCUCGCUGUCCGAGCCCGGCCUCUCUUCGAGGCCUCCGCCCGCCGCCCGGGGUCGACGAGCCGGCUCGGUUCUUCUCCCGGGGACGCCCGGGGUGAAGCAGGUGAUGAGUGGGCCCGGGCGGCGGCGGUUCCCGGGAGCUCAGGGCUGGGUCUCAUUUCCACAGGACAAUGA